This is a messenger RNA of Impatiens glandulifera, 912 nucleotides long. Its product is annotated as transcription factor MYB20-like. NCBI's taxonomy places the organism in Eukaryota, Viridiplantae, Streptophyta, Magnoliopsida, Ericales, Balsaminaceae. The transcript has 2 exons. The record is from RefSeq and is a predicted model, not a curated record. The coding region runs from base 1 to 912 and encodes 303 amino acids.
AUGGGAAGAUCCCCAUGUUGUGAUGAGAUUGGUUUGAAGAAAGGGCCAUGGUCAGAAGAAGAAGAUGCAAUACUUGUGAAUUACAUCGAGAAGAACGGCCAUGCCAGUUGGAGGGCACUUCCGAAACAUGCAGGCCUCAACAGGUGCGGAAAGAGUUGCAGAUUACGAUGGAAUAACUAUCUUCGUCCAGACAUCAAAAGAGGGAAUUUCUCCGAUGAAGAGGAACAACUCAUCAUCAAACUCCACUCCCUUCUUGGAAACAAAUGGUCGAGGAUCGCCACCCAUCUUCCAGGACGAACUGAUAACGAGAUAAAAAACUACUGGAACACACACCUCGGAAAGAAGCUUCUCAAAAUGGGUAUUGAUCCGAAGACCCACGAGCCACUACCACCAAAAGUCAAUUUCCUUGAAGACCUUAACAGAAUGCUACACGUUCAAAACUUUACCAACCUAAUGAAGUUAUUGGGUCAAGACAAUGGUUUUAUGCCACAAGCUAACUUGUCAUUAGCUCAUCUAGCAAACGCAAAACUUAUGCAAACCAUAAUGCCCUACCAAGUUAUGAAUGGGAAUAAUCUUUUGUGUGACCUAAAGAGUAGUUCAUAUUUUGAAGGAGGAAAUCUCUACAAUACGAUUUCGCAACCUAGCCUUCAACUCCCCAAUUUGGACCAUAACACUCCGUUUUUCUACAACUCAUCCGUCGACCCUUCAACAAAAUCAGAUGUCGGAUAUGCUCAACACGACAAUAUCCAAAUUCCGAUGCCUCACAAUGAAAAUUCACUGCCACCGUUAGUUGAAACCUCAAUGGAUCAAACGGGGAACAACCAAUUACCAUUCGACUAUUUUCCUUUAGACAAUGUUUGGUCUUAUUCGGAGUUCGACAAGUUAUGUAACAAAGAAAUAAUAUUUCCCUAG